AUUCUUUCUUCUAAUAUAGCGUUUUCAACAAUUAGGUUUGACUUUCGUGCCAAUCGUUGCAAAUAUGGAAAAUCUGGCUGGAUCUCUUGAAGUUGCAUCGGGUGUCUUUCAUAAUGUCACGUGGACAUUUAUGUUUGAUACGCAACGUUAUACACCGUUGGCAUGUUGGCAAGUAGAGUCCGACCGAUUCUGGAUUUUAGGUAAUGCGUGCAAAUUGGGUCUUGAAAACAUACGACGUCUAUGUAACAAAAAUUAUGUUUGGUACGUCGACGCUUACUUAAUUUUGAUUGUUGAUGACCAGCCUAAACGAGAUUCAAUUGAGCUCAGCUAUAGCAUACAUGCCAUGGGAAAGGCCAAUUGUAAAUUGUUUUCCUGGGCCAGUAAGCCCAAGGAGUUUUCACCAGAACAGGACCAUGAACAUUUUGACAAGAAUGUUAAUGCAAACACAUUUUUGGCGAACAUCAAAGUAUUCGCUAAAGACAUGCUGACAUUACGUUGCGAAAUAAUUUUCGGAGAAAAUCCUCCCCCUCUACCGGAAUGUCAUCUUCCUAAUCAAUUGAGAAUGCUGAUGGAUGAAAAGUAUACGGAUGUCACUGUGGUGGUUGGAGAAAGACAAAUCAGAGCCCACAAAGUCGUGUUGGCCGCCCACAGCCCCGUAUUCGACGCGAUGUUUAGAUCAGACAUGCAGGAAAGCAGUCAAAAUGUAAUCGAAAUUGAUGAUUUUGACUACGAAGUUGUCCAGGAAAUGAUGACCUACAUAUAUUCGGAUUCUUCACCGAAAAUUGAAAACCUGGUCUGCAGCCUCCUAAGAGCAGCGGACAAGUACGAACUGGGCAGACUGAAAGCACUCUGUGAGCAGACGCUCUGUGACAAAGUGUCGGUGGAUACCGCGGUGGAAUAUCAAGCCCUUGCUGUGCUUUACAAUGCAGCCCAGUUGCAACGGAUCGCCGCAGCAUUCAUUGCAGACAAUAUAUUUAAUGUGCAAAAAACGGAUGAUUGGCAACGUAUGGUACAAAUGUUUUCCCUCAGCUACAUUUGUCAGAAGGAUAAACAAAAUGUUGAGCAUGAUGAUAAAGAGGACCGCGAUUUAUUCAAGAUAAAGUCAAUCUAAGCCAGAGCUUCGGUAAUUUUCCAUCUGCAACUUGUCUCAUUAGAAUAUUUAAUUUUAGCUAGAGUAAUUGUUCCGAUUCUUGUGAUAUCGGGCACAGUGUUUUUAACGCUACAUACCACAUUUCUGUAGCUUAAUGCUUAAUUUUGACGAAACUGUUCAUGAGAAGCUAUAAAACAAUUCCUAAUUCACAGAAUCGUAGCAUUAAAAUACCAAAUCUCAAUUCAUAUGCACAUUUCAUUUACUAAGCUGCCGAGCUCUACUUUGCU
Aedes albopictus (Asian tiger mosquito) is the source of this 1377-nucleotide messenger RNA. RefSeq names its product speckle-type POZ protein-like. Gene Ontology annotation, molecular function: ubiquitin protein ligase binding. Lineage: Eukaryota; Metazoa; Arthropoda; Insecta; Diptera; Culicidae. The record is from RefSeq and is a predicted model, not a curated record. Gene Ontology annotation, cellular component: cytoplasm. Gene Ontology annotation, biological process: regulation of proteolysis; proteasome-mediated ubiquitin-dependent protein catabolic process. Bases 65 to 1111 code for a protein of 348 amino acids. The transcript has a single exon.